Messenger RNA from Oenanthe melanoleuca, 4466 nucleotides. RefSeq names its product neuronal growth regulator 1 (gene NEGR1). The record is from RefSeq and is a predicted model, not a curated record. Gene Ontology annotation, cellular component: neuron projection. NCBI's taxonomy places the organism in Eukaryota, Metazoa, Chordata, Aves, Passeriformes, Muscicapidae. The transcript has 7 exons. The coding region runs from base 86 to 1153 and encodes 355 amino acids.
UGCUGCGGAGGCCGCCCGGGAGCAGCCGCGCUCCGCCGCUCCCCGCAGCCGGGGCCGCGCUUCCCGGAGCCGCAGCCGGGCCCGGAUGGAGCCGCUGCUGCCGCCGAGCGCCGGCGGCUCCCGGCCGCGCCUGGCCCUCCUUCUGCUCGGCCUCUGCUGGCUCCUGCCCCCCGGGAGACUGGCCGCGCCGGGCGGGGACUUCCCGGGAUCGGCCGUGGACAGCCUGGUGGUCAGGAAAGGGGACACGGCCGUGCUGAGGUGCUACCUGGAAGAUGGAGCCUCCAAGGGGGCCUGGCUGAACCGCUCCAGCAUCAUCUUCGCGGGCGGCGACAAGUGGUCGGUGGAUCCGCGCGUGUCCAUCGCCACGGCCAACCGCAGGGAGUACAGCCUGCAGAUCCAGGACGUGGACGUGACGGACGACGGGCCCUACACCUGCUCCGUGCAGACCCAGCACACGCCCAGGACCAUGCAGGUGCACCUGACCGUGCAAGUCUCUCCCAAGAUUUUCCGGAUCUCCAGCGACAUCGUGGUGAACGAGGGCAGCAAUGUCACCCUGGUGUGCCUGGCCACGGGGAAACCAGAGCCCUCCAUCUCCUGGAGACACAUCUCCCCCUCGGCCAAGCCCUUUGAGAGUGGGCAGUACCUGGACAUCUAUGGCAUCACCAGAGACCAGGCCGGCGAGUACGAGUGCAGCGCGGAGAACGACGUCUCAGUGCCAGACGUGAAAAAAGUAAAAGUGACAGUGAACUUUGCCCCCACAAUUCAGGAACUUAAAUCCAGCGGUGUGAUGCUUGGAGGGAACGGCCUGAUCCGCUGUGAAGGUGCAGGAGUGCCUGCCCCGGGCUUUGAGUGGUACAAAGGAGAGAGGAAACUGAUCAAUGGUCAACAAGGAAUCACUAUUAAAAAUUAUAGCACAAGAUCCCUUCUUACUGUUACCAAUGUGACAGAAGAGCACUUUGGCAACUAUACUUGUGUGGCCACCAACAAGCUAGGGACGACCAAUGCCAGCCUGCCUCUCAACCCCCCCAGCACAGCCCAGUACGGGGUCACCGGGCACGCCGAGGUGCUGCUGUCCUGCUGGUCGCUGGUGCUGGCGCUGUCGUCGCUCAGCAGCGCCUUCUGCCUGAAGAACACCCUCCCGCAGCACCUGUGACACUCCUGAGACACCCAGCGAGGCUCUCCGGGAUUCUCUGGAAGCGCUGGCGCCCGACCCGCUCUGGUAGAGUUGGCUGAAAGCAGCGUGGGAUGGAAUCAGUGCUUACACGGGGAUGAUCGCCUUCUGUAGAAUUGCUCAUUGUGUAAAUACUUUAAUUCGACUCCUUUUUCCUUUUUUUUUUUUUCUUUUUUUUCUUUUUUUUUUUUUUAUUAGCUGCAUUACCGUGUGGAGCAGUACACAUUGUCCUUUUCUAAGACGUGAGAACUCUGAAAUUACUUUUAGAGGAUAUUAAUUGUGAUUUCAUGUUUGUAAUCGACAAGUUUUCAGAAGCAUUCAGUCAUGGUCUGCUGAGUCGCAGACUGUAGUUUACAAAAAAAAAAAAAAAGGAUAUUGCAGUAAAAAUGUGCUUCUUUAAGGCUGCAAUACAAACAUUCAGCUCCCUUCUCAACUAGCAUCCUAUCCAAACUUACACAAAAACAUUCGUUCUUUUUGAGUAAAAAAAAAAAAAAAAAUCAAACGAUAUUGCCUUCAAAAUAUUUCUUCAGAACUAUUACACAUAUCUAGAUUUUCUUCUAGCAUGAUAUUCAGGUUUCAAGAAUGAGCCUUGUACUCACUGCGCUGUGCAGUUCUGCUCCUGUUCUCCCCCCUCCUCCCUGCCGAUUCAGCAUGGUUGUGCCUUCAUGAAACACGACUCUCCUCUUCCUCUCCAGCCAACCUGGAAUGUCCUUUGGGAAAUGCUGAAGCAUCCUUUGGAGCACAGGGAAUCUCCCCGGGGAGGACAGAGGUGCCAGGGCUCCUCCCUCUGCAAAAUCCACAUUUCCCCUCAGAAAACAGAGCUCCAGCCGUUCUGUGGCACCUCCUGAAUGUCACAACGUGUCCCUGCAGCCAAACCCCGCCUGGCUGCAAAUGUCCCUUUUGUACCACUGGCACAGCCGGCCUGAACUGGGAUUUCUUUCCUUGCACUCCAUUUUGCACUGGUUUGGCUGAUUUAGCAAUGAUAAAGGAUGCUCUGAACCGUGAGGCACCUGCCAAUCCCUGGAGCUUCAGGCAGAAUUUAAUCUCCACUUGUCCCUGUGGCACCUGGCUGUGCCUGGGAGAGAAACCGGGACUGGCAGGAUCUGGGGAGCAGGACAGGCAGGAUUUGGGGGGAACAGGACAGGCAGGAUUUGGGGGGAACAGGACUGGCAGGAUCUGGGGAGCAGGACAGGCAGGAUUUGGGGGGAACAGGACAGGCAGGAUUUGGGGGAUUUGGACAGGCAGGAUUUGGGGGAUUUGGACAGGCAGGAUUUGGGGAGCAGGACAGGCAGGAUUUGGGGGAACAGGACAGGCAGGAUUUGGGGAGCAGGACAGGCAGGAUUUGGGGGAUUUGGACAGGCAGGAUUUGGGGAACAGGACAGGCAGGAUUUGGGGGAUUUGGACAGGCAGGAUUUGGGGGAUUUGGACAGGCAGGAUUUGGGGAGCAGGACAGGCAGGAUUUGGGGGAACAGGACAGGCAGGAUUUGGGGAGCAGGACAGGCAGGAUUUGGGGGAUUUGGACAGGCAGGAUUUGGGGGAACAGGACAGGCAGGAUUUGGGGGAUUUGGACAGGCAGGAUUUGGGGGAGAAGGACAGGCAGGAUUUGGGGGAACAGGACAGGCAGGAUUUGGGGGGAACAGGACAGGCAGGAUUUGGGGGACUUGGAGAAUUUGGGGGAACAGGACUGGCAGGAUUUGGGGGACCAGGACAGGCAGGAUUUGGGGGAACAGGACAGGCAGGAUUUGGGGGAACAGGACAGGCAGGAUUUGGGGUGAGGUGCUGCUCACAGGUCACACCUGACUGAGAUCCUCUGUAACUCCCUGGGGUGGCCCUGGCCAGCAGCCCUUGGACACCACGUGCCCUGGUGGCCCCAGGAGCUCCUGCCUUGCCCCAAAACAACCCCUGACAGCAGGAACAACAAAAUUUUUAUCACAGGAUCCCAGGCUGGGCUGGGCUGGGAGGGACCCCAAAGCCUGUCCCAUCCCAUCCCAUUGAUCCCAUUGAUUGAUCCCAUUGAGCCCAUUGAUCCCAUUGAUCCCAUCCCAUCCCAUCCCAUCCCAUCCCAUCCCAUCCCAUCCCAUCCCAUUGAUCCCAUUGAUCCCAUUGAUCCCCAUCCCAUUGAUCCCAUCCCAUCCCAUCCCAUUAUCCCAUCCCCAUUGAUCCCAUCCCAUUGAUCCCAUCCCAUUGAUCAUCCCAUUGAUCCCAUCCCAUCCCAUCCCACCCAUCCCAUCCCAUCCCAAUCCCAUCCCAUCCCAUCCCAUCCCAUCCAUCCCAUCCCACCCCUGCCAGGGACAGGGACAGGGACAGGACAGGGACAGGGACAUUCCCUGGCUUUGGGUGGGGCAGCACCACUUUCACUGUGCUCACCCCCAGAUCCAUGUUUGAGCUCCAGCAGGUGACACAAAUUCCCCAUUUUCCCCAUUUUUCCUCCUCCCAGCGGGUGAGCAGCACCAGCUGAGCACUGGGAACACUCAGCAGCUCCCAAAUCCCAUUUUUUCCAGCCAGGGGGACUCUGGGUUUGCUGGGCUCAGUCUGGAGGGUGCCAGGCCAGAAGGUGCAGUGCCUCUGCUGUCCCUGCUGAGAGAGGGCAGGGACAGAGAUGCUCACCCCAAAAAACUACAAUAAAAACCCCAAAAAACACAAAAAAACACAAUAACCAACAAAAAAACCACAAAAAAACCAACAAUAAACCACCAAAAAACCACAAAAAAAAACACAAGAAACCACAAAAAAAACAAAAAACCAUAAUAAACCACAAAAAAACACAAAAAGCCACAAAAAGCCACAAAAAACCACAAUAAACCACAAAAAAACCACAAUAAACCCCAAUAAGCCAUCCUGGGCCCCUCUGCACCUGCUCACUGCAGGCUGCAUCCUUCCUCUCAUCAUUCCCAGCCGAGCAGUUGCUGUUUCCAGAAAUGUUUUCAGGCGUUUUUUUAAAACCUGGGAUAACAUGAAGGAAUUCCUUCUGCAAGGAAAGGGUCCAGGCUCGGUCCUGACACCCUGAUCUCUCUUGUAUUGCAGCUUUAAAGUGCUCUGGUUUCAAUCCAUUCCCCAGGAACUGUGGUGCUGCAGCAAGUCUUGUGUCACUGCAGUUUGUUGGAAGGGGAAAAAAAAAUCAGGAUAUGGGUAAGCCCAGGCACCUGUGUGAAACUGGGAGGGGGUUCUGUGCUGUGGCUGGAUCAAACCCUGCAUUCCAGUGGGUCCUGAGAUUUGGAGCCUUUCCAGCAACAGGAUAGAAUGAACAGCAGCUUUGUUAAAUAUGAAAAAAAAAAAAAAAAAAAAAAAGGAAGAA